Molecule: messenger RNA, 693 nt
Organism: Copidosoma floridanum
Lineage: Eukaryota; Metazoa; Arthropoda; Insecta; Hymenoptera; Encyrtidae
Product: histamine H2 receptor-like
Source: RefSeq, a predicted model, not a curated record
AUGGUCUACACCUUAUACACGAACCCUUAUACAUACAUAUGGCUGUCCUACGUACUGCUGAUUGUCGUGAUAAUUACUGGCAAUGUCCUAACUAUCAUAUCUCAGUGGCUGAACCGAAAAAUAUUUAGGGUAACCUCCAACUACUUGAUACACAACUUAGCCAUAGCGGAUCUGUUUUGCGGCUUAGCUUUACUCUAUAACACAAUAUCACGCACCGAUGAAGUAUCCAAAAAUAAAAUUGUGUGCUUGUUAAGGUUUGCCUUUCAAUCAGGCAGCUGUAUCGCAAGCUUUUACAGUGUCGUGACAAUAGCAAUCGAUCGUUACGUUUCAAUACUCUAUCCGCUCGAGUAUCCAGAGUACAUCACCGAACGUAAAAUAUUUACCAUGAUAUCUUUAAUUUGGGGCAUGAGCAUACUCCUAUCGACUGUACCACUUUACUGGAACACUUAUGCUGACAGCUGCCACUUUUAUACUGUUAUUCCCAGGUGCUACAUAGAGGGAGUUUGGCUACCCAAUUUCCUUGUAGUUUGGCUCAGCGUUUUAAUAUUUUAUUGGCGAAUCUGGAAAACAGCAAGGGCAUUUGCUCAAAGGUCCAAGGAAAGGUCGAGAGUAAUCGGUAGUUCUCACCAUCACAGGAUGUUUCUCGAUCUGCUGGCUGCCCUACGUUAUUGUUUCUCUGGUAAAAUUAUUUGA